GCGCUCGCCGCGACCGCGCGUUCCUGCGACAUCUUUCGCCCAGGAACACGCCUUCAAACCCGUCCCGCCAACGCCAGGACCGGAAACCGCCGCCGUCCCGGCGGGCCUUGCGAGCUCUCCGCCGGCACCAGGACCAUAGAGAGGAGGCGGGUUGCUGCCGUUCCGCGACCUAAUUCAAAAGAAGAGCAGAGACCUCUAAGAAGUCAUUUGGAAACAUCUCUAAAUAUUUGUAACUGUGUAUAAGCAGCUAAAGAAAACUUAACCCACAGCAAAACUAAUUGAAUAAUUGAGGCAGGUUUAUGUAUGUGUCAUCAGUUCUAUCCAGAAGCUGAAGAAUCUUCCUUUGAAUUUAAGGACUGUGUACAUUUAGUGACAGAAUGACUUUUCAAUUUAAUUUCACUAUAGAAAACAAUCUGGAAAAUGAAUUAACACCCGUUGGACAUGGAGUUUUGGCCCUGGAUUCCUCCAAAGAGUCUUUAGUCUCAGAAAGUAAAAAAGAUAGGGACAAAAAAUGUUCGACCGAACAGUUUGACUUGCCUCAGGACCAUGUGUUGGAACAUAAGCCAGUGGGAAAUGCAGCUCCCUCUCAAGACACAGAGAACUCACUCAGCGCAGCUAACAGUUCAAGUAACUUAGAGCCAUGUGAAAAACAUCCCUGCGUGAGAGUUGCCAAAGAGCAUGCUAUGCCUGAAGAUUUCAAGAAAGUGUUAGCAAAUAAAGUCAUAGAAAGGUUACCAGGUCUCCCCCAUGUUAACGUAUCGGUAGUGAAAACCGUCUCGUUGAGAGAGAACUGCCCUGGAGAAAACAUAGUUUCGCAAAGUUGUUCUUCUCACUCUGAUCUGAUUACAGGUGUUUAUGAAGGGGGCUUAAAAAUCUGGGAAUGUACCUUUGACCUGCUGGCUUAUUGCAAAAAGGCCCAAGUGAAAUUUGCUGGGAAAAAAGUAUUGGAUCUUGGCUGUGGAGCAGGGUUGCUGGGUAUAAGUGCAUUCAAGGGAGGGGCCAAAGAAAUUCAUUUUCAAGAUUACAACAGUAUGGUGAUUGAUGAAGUAACCUUACCUAAUGUAGUGGCUAACUCUACCUUGGAAGAAGAAGGAAAUGAUGUCAGCGAACCAGAUGUGAAAAGAUGCAGGAAAUCCAAAGUAGCACAAGAAUUAUGUAAAUGCCGGUUCUUUUCAGGGGAGUGGUCUGAGUUUUGUCAGCUUGUACUAAGUAGUGAAGAAUUCUUUGAAAAAUAUGAUCUCAUUCUUACCUCAGAAACCAUUUACAACCCAGAUUACUAUGGUUCUUUGCACCAGACAUUCCUCAGAUUAUUAGAUAAAAACGGACGGGUGCUUUUGGCCAGCAAAGCACAUUAUUUUGGUGUAGGUGGAGGGAUUCAUCUCUUUCAGAAAUUUGUAGAAGAAAGGAAUGUAUUUGAGACUAGAACACUCGAAAUAAUUGAAGAAGGACUAAAGAGACACCUAAUUGAAAUGACUUUUAAGUAACCCAGUUAAUAUCCACUGAGUGUCCUAAGUGAAAUAAAGAGAAUAAUCAAAAA
Molecule: messenger RNA, 1537 nt
Organism: Prionailurus viverrinus (fishing cat)
Lineage: Eukaryota; Metazoa; Chordata; Mammalia; Carnivora; Felidae
Gene: METTL18
Product: methyltransferase like 18
Exons: 2
Coding region: 378-1484 (368 amino acids)
Biological process (GO): peptidyl-histidine methylation, to form tele-methylhistidine
Molecular function (GO): protein-L-histidine N-tele-methyltransferase activity
Source: RefSeq, a predicted model, not a curated record